This is a messenger RNA of Cuscuta campestris, 1603 nucleotides long. Lineage: Eukaryota; Viridiplantae; Streptophyta; Magnoliopsida; Solanales; Convolvulaceae. The record is from the annotation of a GenBank genome assembly.
CAAAGCAAAUCUUCUGAGACCUGUGUCGACUUAAUUUUCUCGGCCAACGAGCACCACCUGCAUCUUCCGAUCAACAGACAUGGCGGACGAGAAGGUCGAGAAAACUGAAAAACCUGUUUCACGAGUUUUCAGUGAAGAGGAAGAAAUCGGAGAAAAGCAAGUCACAAAGAUAAGUCCAUAUGAGCUGAGAUCUUCGGAUACUCCUGCUCUCGUCAUCACCCAGAUUAAAUUAACUGGAGAUAACUAUGAAGAAUGGGCCCGGGCGAUGCGAAUAGCUCUCCGAGCCAAAAGGAAGUUUGGAUUCAUUGACGGAUCCAUUCCUCUCCCAGAAGAAGACGAAGAAGAAGCUGAAGAAUGGUGGAUCGUGAACGCCAUGUUGGUGUCAUGGAUCUUUAACACCAUAGAUGGAUCUCUCAGAAAUUCCAUCACACAAGUAGAAGAAGCAGCCCAACUCUGGAACGACAUCAAGGAGCGGUUCUCCGUUGCAAACGGACCUAGAAUAAACCAGUUAAAAAGGGAAUUGGCAAAUUGCAGGCAGAAUGGAGUGAGUGGUGAGGAGUGCCAUAUAUCUGCACCAUCUCUUUUGAAAUUUCUUGUUCCGAUUCUCCUCCUCCGCCUAGAUCUUGUUAAAAUUACAUAUGAUCUUUUGUUGGAGGUGGUAGGCGGGUCAGCUCUGUGGUCAUUGAACUUCACCUUCUUGCAGAUCUGCUUCCUGAGAAAGCUUCUGCUAGUGCGGUCGGUGAGUGGAGAUGACGGUGGUGGUGUGGACUAGGGAAGACAGCGGGUGGAGAUGACGGUGGUGGUGUGGACCAGUGACCAGGGAUCUGCUUCCUGAGAUGACGGUUAACUCCUAUAGAUCGGAGAUAGCAGGGAAGGACCAGUGUUGAGAUAGCAGGGAAGGGGUAUUGUGGACAUUUUCAUCACAAAGUCAACAAUCAAUAAAAAUGACCAAAAGUCAAAAAUGGGAACUUAAAAUCCGGACGGAGGGAGUAGUUAAAAACAUAUUUGGAAAAAGACUAAACAAAAUUAAUCAAUUUAACGUGACCAUGAUUAACCAGACGGAGGGGUAGAAAAAUUGAGGCCAAGCGGUCGAGUCCUGCAAGUAUAGUUAAUUAGGGCAAGGGGAUACACGCUUUGCUUCCUGGAAAUCGGAGAAGAGAAGAUAUAUGGAGGAACCGAAACCAGCGCAGAAGGGAUCUGCUAAGAGUCGAUCCGGAUCCGAGAGGGAGAAGAACCAGCAGCUCAACCCUAUUAAUUAGGGCAAGGCGAUACACGCACUGCUUCCUGCAAAUCGGAGAAGAGAAGAUAUGGAGGAACAGCAGAACGGAUCUGUUAAGAAUCGCCAUCGUCGAUCCAAAUCCGAGCACCCGACCCUGUUUUUCCAAUGAUUUGCGAUGUGUUCUCUUGUUUUCCCAAUACAUGUAAAUAGGGACAAAUAUGAUCCAUAACCCCUAUUACAAACGAAGCCCUACGACUAUGCCUGAUGCUCUCUUUGAACAUGUUUAAUAAUCCCACAAAGUUUUGCGGAAAAUUUUAUUUUCAAUCAAUAUUAAAAUUAGUACAACUUCAUGCAUAGUACUCCGUAUAAAAUUAGCCCAAAAUG